CCAAGCUCCCUGUGCCUUCAUUUGGAAUUUGGAGGAGUGAGCUUUCAGCCCUAGCACUUUGGGCAAACAACCACGCACUGCGUCAUCAAGCGCCCGUUUCCUCUUUGGGCCCAGCCUCAUCGUCUCUCAUCUCCUCACCAACGUCUCGUCUCCCCGUCUUUAUCUCUAUCCUCGACUUCAAGUUCUUCAACACUCCCUUUUCAUCAAUCCGGUCUUCUUUCUCUUCUCCUUGUCUCCUUUGUUUAGAUCUUCUACCAGGGUGGUGGUUCCGUACCCUUAUAGCUCUUGAAAUGCAUAGUCCCGAUUGAUAUCCCCACCUGUGCUCCACCCCCAACCUGCUUGUUAUUAUCAGCUGAGAAACAACACGGGACCUCCGGUGUACAUCUGGCGUCUGGUUUCCCUCUCUUUCUACAGAUUAUACUACUACUAUCAACCAUACAAUCCCCUCUUGUUUAACGGCUAUUUUCUUUGUUAUUGGCUCCCCUUUAUUGUCCUCUACCCGUUAUAAACGUCACUUAAUUGUCUGUGCACCGCUAUAUCUUGCCCUUGGGUUACGGGCAUAUACAUAUCUCCUCCCCGUCCGCCCACCGCCCCUUCGAUUCUGCCCACGUAGUCAGAUCAGAAGCCGUUAUUUAAACUUUAGUGUCAAGAGUCUUACCAAGUGGUGGCACAUUCUUAACUGGGUCCCUCUGGUUUCUCGACUUGUCUCAACCCCUUUUGUUGCAUGAUCCCACAUCAGCCGGCCCAAGGACACAGCAUGCAGCCAAACCACCUUGAGCCUCACCGGCCUGUUUCCGACGGGAACCAGGAACGUAUAAUGCAUGGCGCCAGAGAUGCUGUCACGGCCCCUCCCCCACGAGAAACUGUUAUUCAAUCACGAAAUACAUCUGGUGGACGACAUAACAGAUCAGAGGACGAAUAUGAAGAGAGUGAGAGCGAGUCAGAUCGUGUGCUAAGCAGUUCUAACGAAGAUAUCGCUGCUCGAAGUCGUGGAAAUGUGGUACUUAUUCGUGGGAAUUCGUCCGCGUCUGAGGCUACGAUUUCUAGCGAUGAAGAUGAUAACUCUACCGCUCUUGGACUGAACUCGAACCCACCGGCCUUCACGCCACAGCCAAAUGCAUUCUCGCACCCUCCCGCUUCGCAAACCCAACGAUCAAGACAGUCCCACUUUGUUACAAACCCAGCAUCAACACGUUCAAGCUACAGGCCGGGAACAAGAAGAAACUCGCGCUCCAGUAUACACUCUGCGCGACACCGCCAACAACAGCAUUCCCCUUACAAUAUGAUAUCUCCGUCAUACCAAGCUGAUAACGACGCUGCUCUUCGCGCAAGCCUUUCCACACUUCUAUCAUGCGCGGCCGCAGCCCGUGGCUUGCCCAAACAUGACACCCAGCCUCCAACAGCCGAGAGACCUGAACCUGCUGCCUUCCGAUUAGUUCCCGAAUCUGUUGCUCUGGGAGAAGACCCCAGUCAAGAACGUGCCAGGGAAACAGUCCCUACGUUUAAUAACAUCGCAGGACAACAGAGUCGCACUCCACGCUCCGCGUCCUCCAAACGUGCCGCAUCGCCUAAUUCAGCCCACAAAGCAAGACGAAAACCAAGCCCAUCUCGCAAUCACUCUCCAUCCUCAAAGCGAUCACGCCGUGUCUCUAUGUCCCAGUAUUCAUCGAUCAUCACUCCCACCGUUAUGACGUGGGUCAUCAGCGCUGGUGUGGUUGUUUUGUUCUCUGCCAUUAGUUUCUCUGCUGGCUACGUUCUUGGGCGAGAAGUGGGCCACACUGAAACUGCACAUGGACUUGGGAGUAAUGGGCUUGGUGGGUUCCUCAAUGGGAGUAGCUCAGCGGAUGAUCAAGUAUCCGGUAUCAGGGCCGGUGCUGGGUGUGGGAAGGAAGCGGUCAAAGGCGGAUUGAGAAGACUUCGGUGGGUUGGAGGUAGCGCAGGGUCCAGCAUCAGUGCUUAA
This is a messenger RNA of Blastomyces gilchristii SLH14081, 1960 nucleotides long. RefSeq lists its product as uncharacterized. Bases 725 to 1960 code for a protein of 411 amino acids. The record is from RefSeq and is a predicted model, not a curated record. The transcript is spliced from 2 exons. NCBI's taxonomy places the organism in Eukaryota, Fungi, Ascomycota, Eurotiomycetes, Onygenales, Ajellomycetaceae.